Diospyros lotus (date-plum) is the source of this 3192-nucleotide messenger RNA. RefSeq lists its product as uncharacterized. The record is from RefSeq and is a predicted model, not a curated record. Lineage: Eukaryota; Viridiplantae; Streptophyta; Magnoliopsida; Ericales; Ebenaceae. The transcript has 3 exons. Gene Ontology annotation, molecular function: mRNA binding; metal ion binding. The coding region runs from base 1 to 1167 and encodes 388 amino acids.
AUGGAAGGUGCUUACAGUAACAAUAGCAGUUCGAGAGUUAAGAAGCUCAAUGCAUUAAACAUCAACGUUUCACCAAUCAACGUGCAGAGAGACCACCAGCAUUUCUUGGACGGUGCAGGCCGUUUUCAUCAUCUUCUGAGCAGUCCAAGUAUCGAUCAGUCCGCAGCUGUUGAUAAGAGCAAUUUGGAGAACUUGGACUCCAGCCUAUUCAGGUACUUGCUAUCCAGAUCUCAGGCGUCUGCCGUCCCUGGUGAUCCUUGCAAAGCCCCGGCCAUCGACUCCCCAAACUACCGCCCGAUGAUCGGCCAUCAGUAUCUCAGCGGAAGCAGCAACAGUAGCGGAGCAAGCAGUGGAUUUCUUUCUCGAAGCUCGUCGUCCGUGACAGUGACACCACUGGCUGCAGUGGAAAAUUUGGAGACUCCACCGUCGAGGUCCCCGCCCGUUUUCAACACUCCGGUUAAGAUCGAGGAGGACGUGCUGGUGAUGGAUGGCAUUCUAGUCGGGUCGUCGCCAGGUGUUAGGAUGAAGCUGUCGGCAUCGUCCGAUUCCGGCGGAUCAUCGUCGGGGAGCAAUACCUUCUAUAAAACGGAAAUAUGUCGGUCAUGGGAGGAUUCUAGCCAUUGUCGCUAUGGCUCCAAAUGCAAGUUCGCACAUGGAAAGGAAGAGGUACGUCCGUCUAGGUUACCGAACAAGCACAAAUCUGAGGCACAGACGUGCAAGUCAUAUACGGGUUCAGGAUCGUGCUCAUACGGCUCAAAGUGCCGAUUCGUUCAUCAUCGGGCGAUGACAGGCUCGACACCUUCAGGACCCGCGGCAACUACCCCAGCACCAGCAAAGGCUCGGUCAGCCUCGCCCACCAAAUCAGGGAAAUCGAGCAACGCGACUACCCCGGAACCGGCAAAGGCUCUGUCAGCCUCGCCCACCAAAUCAGAAAAGUCGAGCACUAGCAGUGGCGGCACGGGAAGAAGCAAGAGUAAUAUCAGCAUCAAAUCCACUAGCACUGAUUGGUGUCCUCUGGAUGAUGGCAUUAAUGUCACGUUGCCCUCGUCUCCUUCAACUGACGAAGUUCUAUCAAGGGAAGCCGUCAAUUCUAACAUCGAUGGUGUUCUUUACGGCCCAUCUAGGAGGAAAAGGCUGCCGGUGUUUGUUAAAAUUUGUCCAGAGUAGUCGUCGCUUAUUUCCUGGCUGAGCUAUCCGCUCUCUACGUACUAUGGCUGAGCUAGGGGCAAAGGUGAAGUACACAUUAUAGUCACAUUCUCACUCGAAACUUAUAGCAGUCUCUAUACAAAUAUGGGAAUGCUGAACUAACGGAAGGACCCAAAUAAGCCCUGAAUACUUCUACUUGUCAAGGAGAGGACAAUGUCACCUUGCAACUUCUCUCAGAAACGCCAAACAUAAACUAGUCUAGACGCCAAACAUAAACUAGUCUAGCAUGAAUUCAUGAAUGCAUAACCCACAAAACAGACUCAAAAAACCUCUCUCUCUCUCUCUCUCUCUCACACACACACACACACACACAAACAGAGUUUGCUGGCUGUAAUUGAUUGUGGUGGGAAGGUUGCAGAAAAAGGAGAAGACAAUGACUCCAAUCACAUAACCAUACAUAGCUCAGUUUGCUAUUUUCUCUGUGUUUUGAAUCUACAAAUAGCAGAGAAAAUUACGGUUUCUUCAUUUGAUCUAUAACAUAUUAAUAGAAAAACAAGGAGCUAGGAUCCAUGUUGACUGUGUCCUCACUGCAUUGGGCUGCCACUUUUUGGCUGUACUUCGACAAUGAUGAAUCAAGUACCAAGAACGAAUUAUGUGGUUUCAGUAAAAUUAACCUAGUUUAAACUUAGUAGUAAAUACUUCAUACUUUGAGAACUAAGUAUCACUCCCCAACUCAAGGAUCAGUAAUAAGAAAUUUUUUGAGGGGUCCUAAAUACUGAUUGGAAUAGUUCCUUAACCUACGUAACAUGGAUUGGUUGGGCAGGUUAAUUAACAGCUCCUGGUAGGAUGGGAGUUAACAUGGAUUGGGUAACAAGUUAAAUUAUCAGCUUCAGGUAGGAAGUCUUUUAAUCAGGAAACGUGACAUAAUGCAAAUGAGAUGUUUAAUGUGAUUGGAGUACCUAAAAUGAUUGAAUGAAGCCUACCACACAUGAGAAAUUAUAAUGGACAUUACAUGAUGUGGAAUCACAUAAAAUAACUUCUUGUACAUUUUAUCUUGAAGAUGUUGUGAUUAAUAUUAAUAACGGAUAUUAAAGACCACUUAAUUUAAAUUUGUGGCUUUGUUCUAAAAUGUCAGUAUAGAAGCUUCUCUACCUCACUCCUACAAAUAUUAUCACUAUCAAUAGCCAUGCCUAUAUCCCAAGAAUAGGGCGAACAGAUCAUCACUGCUCCAGCACUGAUGCUUUUAGUGGUUGAAUUUGAGAAGCCUCCAAUGGCUGGCGUGGUUGAAUUUAAGAAGUCCCCUUAUUUAGGUAUUAGUACCCCUUAAUGAGCUAAUCGGCUCAGUGAAUUGAACAGCAAUGCACAUGCAGGGUAAAAAUAUUGGAUUAGCCUAAAAGAAGAAAGAAAGAAACAAAAGGUACAAACAAUGGCCUUUUUGAAGCCUGAAUCUAUCUAACCAUUUAUAACUUAGGUGAGUCUUAACAAAACCUAAGCUAGAUGAACAUUAACGUGCAUAAAUCUCAUUACAAAAUUAAUCGUGUUUUCUCACAGAAGAAGCGAGCAUAAGACUUUGACUUCACAUGAAAGAGUAGGUUACAGAGCUACAAUCCAUGCAUUAUAUCUUUUCUAAUUACCGAUUGAAAAUGAAGACGAAAACACUGACCAUUUUUAUGCAACAAACACACCACCAUUACAUGUUCAGAAAAUAUAACCACACAACCGAGCCUACUCAACUCCUCUCCCUCUCAAAUAUAACUCAAAAUUAAACAUUACCCUAAUUAGGAAGGUUUAAGUUUGAAAAUAGCUGCCAAAAAUCUUACUUUUGUAUACAAAACAAGCCAUGAACAAUAUCAUUACUGACAUUAAGUUUAUAGAAUUCAGUCUAUACAUGACAAAAUCAGUCAGAAAGGCCAAAACAUUGCAUGGCAUCAGAAAGACAAAACAUGGUUUCAGAAUGCACAUCUACCAGGAGCGCACCUAACCUGAGUCAGGCAACAAGCUAUGUACCACCAAAACAAGUUGUAAAGUUUUCAACUCACCUGCCCA